Molecule: messenger RNA, 515 nt
Organism: Rubroshorea leprosula
Lineage: Eukaryota; Viridiplantae; Streptophyta; Magnoliopsida; Malvales; Dipterocarpaceae
Source: the annotation of a GenBank genome assembly
GCAGCCAACCAAAAAAAAAAAAAAUUGAACAUAUUUUCCAGGAAAAUUGAACGGCAGAACUUUGGGUGGUCGAUUUCGGAGUCUGAUCUGUAUACCUUCCCAUGGGAUAUGCCCAGAUCAUUCCCCUCAUCCCUGCCCCAAAGUUCCUCUGUUUUAGAGAAUACCCACAGGAGACGAGGCUGACGAUUCAGAGGAGAAGAGGAAGAUCCCAGGAGCUCGUUUGGCUGCUGUGAGACGAAAAUGGUGACCUGCAGCUGCUAUGGGACGGAGGCAAACAAAUCCGGAGAUGGAUUUCCGGCGGUGGAUUUCCGGCGGUGGAACGAGAUAGAUGAAGAAGUCGCCGCUGAGGGUGCCAAGAGGAAGGAAACAAGAUGGGGACGAUGAUGAUGAUGGUGGUGGCAAUCGGAGAAUGGAGAUGGUGGCUGUAUGUUGGGAGCUUUCGGGGAGAAGAAUAGAGAGAGAGAAAUCUUUUCUAUCUUUGUUUUGUCGGUCGCCCCCCGUUUUUAUUUGCGCGG